Molecule: messenger RNA, 1251 nt
Organism: Malassezia vespertilionis
Lineage: Eukaryota; Fungi; Basidiomycota; Malasseziomycetes; Malasseziales; Malasseziaceae
Exons: 1
Coding region: 1-1251 (416 amino acids)
Biological process (GO): spliceosomal tri-snRNP complex assembly
Source: RefSeq, a predicted model, not a curated record
AUGGAUCCUGACGCGGCACGCACACUGUUUACGCAGCGCGCAUUCUUGAUUUUGCAGGGCCUUUUACGAGGCUCGCACAUUACACUGGAUUUACAUGCUGCCAUCACCGAUAGCAAUUUUGAAGGGUUUAAAUUUGUACCUACAGGCGUGCAUUGUUUUACAUGGCAAUCCGCAGGCGCUUCCGACGAAGCCAUGGCCAGCACGGGCCUGCGCAACUGCACGUUCUUCUACACAAAGGGCCACCAGGUUGUGCUUCGUCAGUAUGAUCCGUCGCAGGACGCGUUUCAGCACGAGGCAGACCUGGGUGGCGAACUGCUCGUCUCGGAAGACCAUAUGAGGACAUUAGAUCCACACCUUGCGCCGUACACGGGCAUCGGUGUAGAUACGUGGACCAGUAUUACACGGUAUCUCGCGACGCAUGCCAGCGUGCUUGCACGCGUAUUCGCUGUCAAUUUAGCGAGCGCGGAUCCAUGCUGCGACUCCUUCACUCCAGUCGCGUCGCAAGGGCCAGGAUCGGACGUGUUUUUGGAGCCACCUACAGAGAUGCCCGCAUUGCACUUUACUGCCUUUACGCUGCAACACAGCUGGCCACCCGAGGCACAGGGCGAGGAACGAACGAAAUGGAGCGUCGACAAGUCGUGGCUCCUGGAGGAUGUGCUUGAGCGCGCUGCUGUUUGCCUGGACAACGAGCCGCUUUAUACGGCGCUGCUCUGCGAAGUGGAGCUGAGUUUUGUGCUGUUCUUACAGGCAAACAAUGCCGAAGCGCUCGCGUACUGGGUAGAGCUGCUUACGCUUUUCUCUCGCGCAUCUUCGCGGCUCGGCGCGCCAGGCCGGUACGAACUGCAUCCCUGCGAAUGGGACGAUACUAUGCGUACAAGUACACCGCUGCGUGUGCCGCAGCUCGACGCACACAUCGCGUACAUCCGCACACUCGCGGCGCAGUUUGCCGCGAUGCCGCCGACCAUCUGGACGGAAGAGCUUUCUACGGCUGAGGCACGCGUCCUCAAGGACCUUGCACAGCUCCGCGCCAAUAUCGCGCGCGCAUUGGGAACGUGGGCAGCGUUGCAGCACGAGCCAAACCUGCCGACACCGCCGUACGAGCAGCUUUUAGCGCAAUGGCGUGCUAUGGCAAAUACAUGUGUUACCAGGUUUGGGUGGACGCUGGAUACUGUGCUGGACGAAGAGGUCGAGGCUGACGAACUUGAAGAGGAAGAUGACGCACCGGUCGUCGUGGAACUGCAAACUAUGUAG